CUCUCUCUCUUUCUCAACUCUCUUAUCCCUGGCGAGUUGAAGCGAAUUUAAUGGCUCUGUUACUGUUAUACUAUGGUCUCCCGACUUUGAAGAUCCCCAACGGAGCUUCAAAAACACUAGUGAGAUCGUCGUCGUCUUCGUCGUCGUCGUCGUCGUCAACGGGAAGCCCAAACCCUAAUUCUCGUGCUCCUCCUCCGCGCCUCUCAGGGGAAGGAGCAUCGGCGCCGAAAAGAUGCUUAAGAUGCGGCACACUCUACUGGGAUAAGGACAACUCCCCCACGGCUUGCUCCUUCCACGGCCACACAACAGGGGAGAGAGGGCUGUUCUCGCUGGCGCCGCCGCACCAAGGGAUCGACGGCGAGUGGAGCGACAGGAGCGGGAUUAUUGUAUACCGGUGGAACGAGAAAGGGAGCAGGCCCAACACGGGGAGUGCGAACUGGAAGAAGAGAUGGAGCUGCUGCGCCGAAUACGACGAGAACGCUCCACCGUGCCGGCGAGGACGGCACGUCUCCUACGACGACGGAUUCACGCUCUACUAGUGCAACUCAGCUGCUAGCGAAAUUCAGGAUCCUAGGAAUACUCUCUAAACUUUUAUAGCUUUUAAUGCUUACACUACGAACAUUAAUUGACACGGUAAACUUGAA
Ananas comosus (pineapple) is the source of this 644-nucleotide messenger RNA. RefSeq lists its product as uncharacterized. The record is from RefSeq and is a predicted model, not a curated record. The transcript has 2 exons. Lineage: Eukaryota; Viridiplantae; Streptophyta; Magnoliopsida; Poales; Bromeliaceae. Bases 51 to 539 code for a protein of 162 amino acids.